Esox lucius (northern pike) is the source of this 934-nucleotide messenger RNA. Its product is annotated as gamma-aminobutyric acid receptor-associated protein-like 1. Gene Ontology annotation, cellular component: autophagosome membrane; cytosol; autophagosome. NCBI's taxonomy places the organism in Eukaryota, Metazoa, Chordata, Actinopteri, Esociformes, Esocidae. Gene Ontology annotation, molecular function: GABA receptor binding; ubiquitin protein ligase binding. The record is from RefSeq and is marked provisional. Gene Ontology annotation, biological process: autophagy of mitochondrion; cellular response to nitrogen starvation; autophagosome assembly.
GGUUUAAAUAUUCACAAUUGGGCGUAACUGUGUUUGUUGUUGUUUUUGGGGCCGAAGUUGCUUAACUAGCUAUAGUCGACAUUUUGAAACAGAUUUAACUUUUUGUCGUGUUCUCUGUAUGAUAGCAUUGUUUAAGUAAAUAGUAGGUGGAAACAUCGGUGUGGAAUUUUCGCUUUAAUUUGUUUAUAUUCCGGUUUUCCAAAGAUGGGCAGUCAGUAUCAGCGCUCUGUACCACUGGAAGUGAGGAGGGCGGAGGGUGAGAGGGUGCGAGCCAAGCAUCCCGACAAGAUACCGAUCAUCGUGGAGAGGGCUGCCAGGUCGAGAGCACCUGACCUAGACAAGAAGAAGUACUUAGUGCCUUCUGACCUCACAGUGGGUCAGCUUUGUUUCCUGAUCCGACAGCGUGUGUCUAUGAGACCUGAAGAGGCACUCUUCUUUUUUGUCAAUAACUCCCUCCCACCAUCCAGUUCUCCUCUGUCUGCUGUCUAUGAGGAACACCAUGAAGAGGACCUUUUCCUGUACAUGACCUACAGUAACGAGAGUGUUUACGGUGCCUGAGACAAGACAAAAAGGAGGACCGAAAGAAAGAGAGGAUUGGAAAGAGCUCUGUCUAUUGUUUCACCACUUAUUCUAUAUGAUUAGUAUUGAGGACAUGGUUGUUGGGAGAAAAGAGGGUUAAGGGGAUAUUGUUCUCUAAGAAUUUUGGAGGCGAUCGUAUUUUUCUUCAGUUUACCGUCAACCAUGAGGUAUUGUAAGGCAUUCUGAGUUUAUAAAAGAAGCCUGACAUUAGAAAGAGGUUGAAGAUGUGAAUGAAAAUUGUUGAAUAAAAAAGGGGAAAUGCCUCUUGAUUUUCAUCUGUCAGACACCUGUAUUUAAUAGUAGGUUUUGUAAAUAUCAUGGACAUUUUGUGGAAAAUAAAAUUAAAAAUGCAUUG